AAUAAAGGCCUGUGAUGCUCUGCAUGCCUUUUGAAAUAGGAGAGCUUUGUGAUGUAGUCUGGUGAUCUGGUUCCAUCUUCUGUGAGGCAGAGAUGACAAGGUCUAGAAUUUGGGGGCAUUAGGUGCCAAGUUCUUGAAAGUCUAGGAAGAGAGAUGGCUCGUCAGGUUUAGAUUAUGUUGAGCCCUACCUUUAUUCUGUGGGAUGUUGGAUAUCCCUUAUAUGCUUAUGGCUCCAUUAUUAUUAUUGCAUUAAUUAUUUGGCAAGUGAAAAAGAGCCACCAAGAAUUUAGGUUGGGACCUAACAGGAGCUGUUGCCGGCGUCACCGGAGAGUCAAACAAAGAGCUAAAGAUAGAACAUCAAGAGCUAGGAGACUUUCCCGGGAAGAAGCUGAGAAGCCAUGGGAGCUGCUCUCUGUCAUGAAAAGCCAGGGCUGGCUUCCUAAGGAGGGAAGUGUUCGGCGGCUCCUGUGUGCAGAUCCUUCCUGCCCCAUUUGCAAUGCUGUGGCUCUGGAGAUUCAGCAGUUGCUGGCGGGUGAGAACAGCCUGAUCUCUCCCCCUUCAUCAGGGCCAUCACAAGGCUCCUCUUGCCUAGAGAUUUUGUCCAUGUCUAGUCUCUCUUUGGAGCAGAGUCAGGGUUCCCUGCACUCCAAAGAUCUUCCACUUCCAUCUGUAACCUCCACAAUGUCACAAUUAAUGGAUCAGAAAUGCUUAAAACACUCAGCUGCUCAGAGAGCCAGUGUCAGCAUCCCAGACCACCAGGCUGAAUGCCUCCGGCAAAAAAAGGGAUUUCAAGUGCCAGAUGUUCCCUGGGAUGCAGGAGCUCUGUCUUCUUCAAGCCUUGAGGAGCCUAGGACUCCUGUGAUUCAGCAGGACAAGAGGAAGAGCCACUCCGAAGGUGUACUAAAAAAACAAGCUGCAGAAACUUGCUUGGGAAAUAAGAUGAAGCUCUUUCCACACUGGAUUAACCCCGAGGUGAAAGGUCAAGGGCAUAAGGAAUCCAUUCUCUCUAAGGAUGAGACAGUGGCUAACACCAUGACAAAAAAGGUUGAGAAGAGUCCACCCUCCACCAAACACCCUGUGAGAGGAGCCAAGUGGGAGAAAAAAACAGAAGAGGAGGGCAUAACCUUCUUUGAUGUCCCCCAAUUUCAGGACAAUGAACUCAAGCAACAACCCCUUCAGUCCAGAUGCUCUUGGCUCCUGGGCCUUCCCCACAACAACUCCAAGCACUGUUCUCAGCUGACUGGUGACACUCAACCAGAACAUCCACCCCAGAUCUCAGCUCUUACCUUGGCAGAAGGUACUGGUCUAUACAAGAGAAUACCCAAUCCAGGAAAAAGGAGUUCAUAGGUUCCCAAUCCUCUGCAUUCCCAUGAAAAAAGGUUGUCAUCAUCAUUUCUGUUAAUGUGCAGGUGAAGCAGGACCCUCUCCAAAUAUACUCUAUACCUCUAAGCAAAGAA
Molecule: messenger RNA, 1457 nt
Organism: Leopardus geoffroyi (Geoffroy's cat)
Lineage: Eukaryota; Metazoa; Chordata; Mammalia; Carnivora; Felidae
Gene: SPATA31F3
Product: family with sequence similarity 205 member C
Exons: 5
Coding region: 175-1347 (390 amino acids)
Source: RefSeq, a predicted model, not a curated record